AUGCUUUUACAUCUACAGAUAUCCAAAAAGUACGGUCCUGUCUGCACUGUUUACUUUGGUUUAAGGCCCACUGUUGUUGUCACUGGGUAUGAAGCUUUAAAGGAGGUGUUUACUGACUGUGGCGAUGCUUUUCUGAAUCGAGGAGCCAUGCCCGUUUUUGACCGUCUUUUCAAGUAUGGAGGCUUAUCAUAUGUAAAUGGAGAUCCAUGGAAACAGCUGAGACAGUUUUCCCUUCAAACUCUUAAAGAUUUUGGAAUGGGUAAGAAGAGUUUAGAGGACCCAAUUCUGGAGGAGGCACAUCAUAUUGUGGAACACUUCAGAAGCUUAAAUAAGGAGCCAGUUGAACCCAGCACCACCUUGAUCUGUGCCUCCUCUAAUAUCCUUGCUAAUAUAUUAAUGGGGUCUCGCUAUGACUACAAUAACAAGAAGUGGUUGGAAAUCCUACAGAAGUCACAUGAAGCUUUUCAUAUUCAUUCAUCUGUCUGGGGCCAGUUGUAUGACAUGUACCCCAGUAUCAUGCAAUAUAUACCUGGACCACACCAAAGAAUGUUUGUACUUUUACAAGAUCUAAAAGAAAUGGUAAGGGAGAGCAUCAAAAACCAUAAAGACACUCUGGACCCAGCCUGCCCCCGAGAUUACAUUGACUGUUUCCUCAUCAGGAUGGAGCAAGAGAAGCAUAAUCCAUCCACACAUUUCUCCAUGAAGAAUUUCUAUACAACUGCUAUAUCUUUGUUUGUGGCCGGAACAGAGACAGUGAGCACCACAGUGAGACAUGGACUCCUGCUUCUUCUCAAACACCCCAACGUUAAACUUAAGGUACAAGAGGAAAUUGACCAAGUGAUUGGGAGAUUGCGAGCCCCAGGAUCACAAGACAGGGAGUCUAUGCCUUAUACCGAUGCCGUCAUUCAUGAAAUCCACAGAUACGCUGAUGUACUGCCCAUGAACUUGCCACAUGAGGUCUGUAUCCCAUUGAGGACAUUAUCCUUCACUUUUUGGAAGGGUACAGAUGUACUUGCCCCCUUGUCCUUCGUUCUGCGUGAUCCAAAGUAUUUUCCUGAACCAUUCACAUUUACUCCAGAGCGGUUCCUAGAUGAAAAUGGGAGGCUUAAAAAGAAUGAGGCCUUCUUAGUAUUUUCUGCAGGGAAGCGAAUGUGCUUAGGAGAUGGACUGGCUCGUCAGGAAAUUUUCCUCACUCUCACCACACUUCUGCAGAACUUUGAUAUUUCUUCACCAGUGGACUUCAAAGAGUUGGACAUCUCACCACAGAUGGUUGGUUUUUCCAAUUUCCCAAGACCUUUCAAGAUAAGCUUUGUCUCACGCAGACUCUGA
This is a messenger RNA of Staurois parvus, 1329 nucleotides long. The record is from the annotation of a GenBank genome assembly. NCBI's taxonomy places the organism in Eukaryota, Metazoa, Chordata, Amphibia, Anura, Ranidae.